AUGGACCAGAAAAUAUUAUCAGUCCUUGAAGUUAAAGAAGCUAAGCUGGUAUGCUGUAGUGCAAGAGGCCAUGAGUCUGCCUUCCAGCAUACCUCAGUGGAUGGAUACACUGAACCACACGUCCAGCCUAUCAAGUCGAGUAGCAGACAAAACAUCCCCCGAUGUAGGAAUUCCAUUACAUCUACCAAUGAAGAGCAUCCUCACAUUGGCAAUUACCGCUUACUGAAAACAAUAGGAAAAGGAAAUUUUGCCAAAGUGAAACUGGCAAGGCAUGUGCUUACUGGAAGAGAGGUUGCUGUGAAAAUCAUAGAUAAAACCCAGCUAAAUCCUACUAGUCUGCAAAAGUUGUUUCGAGAAGUACGAAUAAUGAAGAUACUGAAUCAUCCCAAUAUUGUAAAAUUAUUUGAAGUUAUUGAAACUGAAAAGACCUUGUAUUUGGUAAUGGAAUAUGCCAGUGGGGGAGAAGUGUUUGACUACCUAGUUGCACAUGGAAGAAUGAAAGAAAAAGAAGCUCGUGCAAAAUUCAGGCAGAUUGUAUCUGCUGUGCAGUACUGUCAUCAGAAAUGCAUAGUUCAUCGUGAUCUCAAGGCAGAAAAUCUUCUACUUGAUGCAGACAUGAACAUUAAAAUUGCAGACUUUGGGUUUAGUAAUGAAUUUACAGUUGGUAAUAAACUGGACACGUUUUGUGGAAGCCCGCCUUACGCUGCUCCGGAGCUUUUCCAAGGAAAGAAAUACGAUGGUCCUGAGGUGGACGUGUGGAGCCUUGGGGUGAUUUUGUACACAUUAGUAAGCGGAUCGUUGCCCUUCGAUGGUCAGAAUUUAAAGGAACUGAGGGAGCGAGUACUGAGGGGGAAGUACCGCAUUCCAUUCUAUAUGUCCACAGACUGUGAAAAUCUACUUAAGAAGCUACUAGUACUGAAUCCAAUAAAGCGAGGCAGCUUGGAACAAAUUAUGAAGGAUCGGUGGAUGAACGUUGGCCAUGAAGAAGAAGAACUAAAGCCAUACACUGAGCCUGAACCAGAUUUUAAUGACACCAAGAGAAUAGACAUCAUGGUCACAAUGGGCUUUUCAAGAGAAGAAAUCCAUGAAUCCUUAGUAAACCAAAAGUACGAUGAAGUCAUGGCUACUUAUCUGCUUCUAGGUAGAAAACCACCUGAAUUUGAAGGAGGUGAGUCCUUGUCCAGCAGCAACUUGGGUCAAAGGUCUCGUCCUAGCAGUGACCUCAACAACAGUUCCGUGCAGUCUCCCGCUCACCUGAAGGUCCAACGGAGUAUCUCAACGAAUCAGAAACAACGGCGGUUCAGUGAUCAUGUUGGUCCCUCAAUUCCUCCUGCUGUGUCAUACACGAAAAGGGCUCAGGCAAACAGCGUGGAAAGCGAACAGAAAGAAGACUGGGACAAGGAUGUCUCACGCAAACUUAGCAGCACUACAGUGGGGUCCAAAGGGGAGAUGGCUGCAAGUCCACUUGUGGGUCCAGAAAGGAAGAAAUCAAGUGCAGUUACCAGUAAUAAUGUAUUUUCUGGCAGUGGAAUGACAAGGAGGAACACUUAUGUUUGUGAACGUUCUUCAGAUCGCUAUUCUGCAAUACAGAAUGGGAAGGACAACAGCCUAACAGAAAUGUCUGCAAGUAGCACAUCUUCUGCAGGCUCUGCAGUAGCUUCUGCUGUGUCAACACGGCCUCGACAUCAAAAGUCCAUGUCUGCCUCUGGUCAUCCUAUAAAAGUUACACUGCCAACCAUCAAAGAUGGCACUGAAGCUUACCGACCAAGCAGUGCAACUCAAAGAGUGCCUGCUGCUUCCCCAUCUGCUCAUAGUAUUAGCACUACCACUCCAGACCGAACCCGCUUUCCUCGGGGGAGUUCAAGUCGAAGCACUUUCCAUGGUGAGCAGCUAAGGGAGCGGCGUAAUGCCACUUACAAUGGACCGCCCGCCUCACCAUCACACGAAACCGGUGCUUUUGCACACGCUAGAAGAGGGACAUCAACUGGUAUAAUAAGCAAGAUAACUUCCAAGUUUGUUCGCAGGGAUCCAAGUGAAGGCGAAGCCAGUGGCAGAACUGACACCUCAAGGAGCACUUCUGGGGAGCCAAAGGACAGAGAGAAGGAGGAUAGCAAAGAUUCAAAGCCACGCUCUUUGCGGUUCACGUGGAGUAUGAAGACCACUAGUUCUAUGGACCCAAACGAUAUGAUGAGAGAGAUUCGCAAAGUGUUAGAUGCUAAUAACUGUGAUUAUGAACAAAAAGAGAGGUUUUUGCUCUUCUGUGUUCACGGUGAUGCACGACAAGAUAGCCUUGUCCAGUGGGAGAUGGAAGUCUGCAAACUGCCACGGUUGUCGCUCAACGGGGUUCGCUUCAAGAGAAUAUCUGGGACUUCUAUCGCGUUUAAGAACAUUGCCUCCAAGAUAGCAAACGAGCUUAAGCUGUAAAGAGAACCUAAU
Messenger RNA from Indicator indicator, 2436 nucleotides. RefSeq names its product microtubule affinity regulating kinase 1 (gene MARK1). Gene Ontology annotation, cellular component: cytoplasm. NCBI's taxonomy places the organism in Eukaryota, Metazoa, Chordata, Aves, Piciformes, Indicatoridae. The record is from RefSeq and is a predicted model, not a curated record. Gene Ontology annotation, molecular function: tau-protein kinase activity; protein serine/threonine kinase activity; ATP binding. Bases 1 to 2424 code for a protein of 807 amino acids. Gene Ontology annotation, biological process: microtubule cytoskeleton organization; protein phosphorylation; intracellular signal transduction. The transcript has 18 exons.